Messenger RNA from Athene cunicularia (burrowing owl), 1091 nucleotides. RefSeq names its product non-homologous end joining factor 1 (gene NHEJ1). Gene Ontology annotation, molecular function: DNA end binding. Gene Ontology annotation, biological process: double-strand break repair via nonhomologous end joining. NCBI's taxonomy places the organism in Eukaryota, Metazoa, Chordata, Aves, Strigiformes, Strigidae. The transcript has 8 exons. Bases 91 to 987 code for a protein of 298 amino acids. Gene Ontology annotation, cellular component: nucleus; DNA ligase IV complex. The record is from RefSeq and is a predicted model, not a curated record.
UCCGGCCCUCGCCUCCGGCCCGGCAUCGUUCGCUUCCCCGAAGCCCUUCGCCCCGACAGCCUCUGGCCUGGCGGCUCCUCUUGCCCUUGGAUGGAGGGCUCCGAGGAGCUGGAGAGCAGCCUCUUGACACAGCCCUGGGCUUCUGUUUGCUUUGGCGAGUCUGCUUUUCUUGCCAAAGCAAGCUUCAGGGAUACUGGCUACAUCUUGCUGAUCUCUGACCUCAGCAGUGUCUGGUACGAGAGUGCAGAUGCCGAGGCUGUGAGACAAAGGUCCAAGGAGCUGAACAAGCGGCUGACAGUCCACGUGUCCUCCUUCCUACACCGCUUGCGCAACCUGGUGUGCCCCUUACUGGCAGGGCAGCUGGACACCGCCACCUCCUUCUCCUGCCACCACACUGCCAGUGGCCUCAAGCUGCACCUGAAGAGCGAUCUCUCAGGACUGCCCUUGUACUGGGACUUCCACUGCUGCCCUGCUCCUGUGGACAUGGUGUCCCGUCACCUUGUGCGGCCCCUGAUUCGGAUGAGCCUGGCACUUCAGUACCAGGUGCAGGAGCUGACCUCCCUGCUGAUCCAGAAAGAUGCUGAGAUCGAAGACUACAGGGAGAGUGGGGCCACUCUCAGCAGAGACCGCUUGCGGACAGAGCCCUUCCAGGAGGAGAUGUUUCAGCAGAACUUCAUGGCUGAGAGCCUGCCCCAGAUCUGCGGUGCGGGAGAAGGGCAGGCAUUUGCCUCUGCUCUGCAGCAGCUCUACACAGCAGUGACGCAGCAGGAGGCCAAGCAGGCUCGGAAACGGCACCACUCAGAGGACACCGAGGGCCCUGCACCUGCUGCAGAAACCACAGUGCACCCCCAUCCGCCACCUCCAUCCCAGGAGGAUGAAACAGCAUCUUCCAGCGAGGGAAACACACCAACUUCAUCCCCAGCUCAGAAGCUUCGGCUGCCUGUGGCCAAAGCCAAACCGAAGAAGGCGAAGGGGCUUUUCAGCUGAAAGGUUGCUGCCAAGAGAGGCAGUGCAGAACACCCAUGCAUCCUCUGCCUCUGCUCCUGCGUUUCCUGAUGGACCCUGCCCUCCCGAGGUGUUUCCAGCCAGGG